AUGACCAAUCUCUCUGUAUUUAUCCCUGUAAGUCCAUUGUUUUAUGAACAAGUUGAUGGUCAAGUUAUCUACCCAAUAAAAGAUAAAAUGAUAGUAAGAGAAAGUCCAAUUAAUGAUAACUCAAUUCCCCCAGGAAGAAGGUAUCGUCAAAAUGAAUUAACUCAACAAAUUUCUAACAUCGAAAAUGAGAUUUUUCGGAUAACUCAAGUAAUAAAAGAUAGUAGAUCUAAUUCACCAAAUUUACAAUUAUAUUAUAACUCGAAAUUAAACAACCUUAAAUCUAUUCUUCAUCAAAAACAAAAACAUCUUUUACGAUUACAAAAAAAUGUUAUUGUUCAAAAAUCAAUUAGAAAUAAAAAACGUUCUAUUGAAACUCAAGACAAUUAA
Messenger RNA from Entamoeba dispar SAW760, 387 nucleotides. RefSeq lists its product as uncharacterized. Bases 1 to 387 code for a protein of 128 amino acids. The transcript has a single exon. NCBI's taxonomy places the organism in Eukaryota, Evosea, Mastigamoebida, Endamoebidae. The record is from RefSeq and is a predicted model, not a curated record.